AUGUCGGUUCGACAUCAUAGACCUCAGAUUCUUUUCUUUUCUGGGCAUGUGUCUUAUCUUAGCUCAGAGAAACAGGCUUUCUCACCUUUGGAAGCAGCUCGUAGAAUAGAACUGGCAGCUUUCUUGACUGACCCGCUGUCACAUCUUGAAUCAGUACAACCAUUCUCUUGGAAGACCUUCCUCACAGGACUUUCAGCAUGCUACCAGUCCGAUCUAGCUGCCCGAUAG
Molecule: messenger RNA, 228 nt
Organism: Sphenostylis stenocarpa
Lineage: Eukaryota; Viridiplantae; Streptophyta; Magnoliopsida; Fabales; Fabaceae
Source: the annotation of a GenBank genome assembly